This is a messenger RNA of Daldinia loculata, 696 nucleotides long. RefSeq lists its product as uncharacterized. NCBI's taxonomy places the organism in Eukaryota, Fungi, Ascomycota, Sordariomycetes, Xylariales, Hypoxylaceae. The transcript has a single exon. The record is from RefSeq and is a predicted model, not a curated record. Bases 1 to 696 code for a protein of 231 amino acids.
AUGUCGUCGGCAACGGAUAAUGAGUUCCCCAGCUACCUCAAGGCAUCCUUUCCGAACCGAUUCACCAUUCCCAUAUUCAACCUCGGCGCACAUGCUCAUGAUUUGCGCUUCACGGUUACCAUGGAUACGUUCUGUCAGGAGAGCCCACUUAUGGUUCUAUAUGAUGGUUCUACCGACAAUGGUAGCGUCCUAGCAACAGUCGAUAUGCCGAAAGACAAUCAGGGCACAUACAGCACCACAGUCAAGGUUGACGAUACUGCCAUUAUCAUGGCUAACCACAAGGAUGAUCUUCGUCACCUGUAUAGAUUCUCUUUACAACUAGAUUCACGCCGCGAGAGGUUUGAGUGGAGACCCACUCAAGGAAACGAGGUGUGUAAUAUGUUCAGGCACGCCAAGGGAUUCAAGUUGGUACGACUUAAAAGCUAUGGUCCCGGGAAUGGAAAGGGCGGCAAAAGAGACUACCGACAUAUGGAUGAGACUAGCGAUGGGAAAGAGGUCGUCGCUGUUUGGGCUACUGAAAAGAACUGGAUGCCGUUGAACUUGAUACCAACUAACAAACCAUUCAAAUUUGAGUUACGUGCAAGUGGCAAGUCUGGGGAAUUGGGUAGCCAAUUUGGCUACUUCGCCAUAGCUACCGCAUUAAAGGUCUGGUCUUACGAGGCUCAAGGUAUAUCCGGCUUUCAUAUUCAUGUGUAG